This is a messenger RNA of Rhipicephalus microplus (southern cattle tick), 4217 nucleotides long. It is a transcript of the gene bou, whose product is annotated as glycosylphosphatidylinositol anchored membrane protein boudin. The record is from RefSeq and is a predicted model, not a curated record. Gene Ontology annotation, biological process: positive regulation of voltage-gated potassium channel activity; regulation of synaptic transmission, cholinergic; sleep. Lineage: Eukaryota; Metazoa; Arthropoda; Arachnida; Ixodida; Ixodidae.
UGUUCUCCUCAGUCUUCUUUCCUCCAUGCAGAGGAAUCGCAAUCACGUCUCUCUCCUUUCUUGGCGGCUGUGUUGGGGGCACGGAGGAAGUGGCUGGGGGUUCGCCAGUUUAUUCCUUCCUCCAUGAGGGUUCGAGUGACUGUGGAAUGCGGUGGCAACAAGCCGUUUUAACGUGUGGAGUCUCAUACCGUAGCUUUGACGAUUGCUUUCACGACACUUACGUGAUAUUAUUAGGCACGUCAUUUUAGUGCGUUGUAUAGUCGAGCACUUUUCCACGAUGGCUUCGGUGUGGUGGCUACUUGUAACUGUAGCGACGGUUGUGAGUAGCUUAGCAUCAGUUGAAGCCGUUUAUUGCCACCAGUGUGAUUCCAAUCAACACCUUCACUGCUCCGAGCUGUGGGACCAUAACAAUUCACCAGAGCCAACAAGUUGUGACAACCUGUACGAGGCCAACUACUGCAUCAAGGCCACAGGCAUGUAUGGGGGUCGCAUUGGGACAUUCCGGUUCUGUUCGUCUCGUGACCGGGGCCAUUACUGUGAUUAUGUGAAACGACCUGGAGAUGAUCGGGAAUAUCGAGCCUGUAUCUACACCUGCAGCGGACAUGUUCACUGGUUUGUCCAGCAUAGGGUCUAGGAUGGUUGACCGAAUGAAGGGAAGGGCAAUUCUUGGUAAAAAGAAUCUUAAUGAAGUGAGAUUAGAAUGUUCACGUACCUAUGAUGUGAAAACAAGCUAUCCAAGUACCCUAGGAGAAGUGAAAACAAGCUAUCCAAGUACCCUAGGAGAAGUGAGUGCGAGGAGGUCAGCAUUGCUGAGAAACAAAGAAAAAUACAGGGUUUGUCCGGAAAGUAGUAGGACUGGUUUUUGCAUGCCAGGUUUAGGUGCACGUUAGAAGAACCCCAGGUGGUCUAUACUUCCAUAGCCUUCCAGUAUGGCAUCUCUCAUAAUAUUAUUGGGAUUUUGAGACGUGAAUACCGUUAAUUAUUAUUAAAUUUUUUUUCGGGAAAUAUUUGUAAAGGAGGGGGGUAUUCCUGUGCCGGUUGUGUGAUGGAGCGACUUAGCUACCAGGAUGCCAGUCGCAAGUUGUCUCUGAGCCUUGACGGAAAUGAACCCCUGUCAAGGUGCCUUGUUAUCGCCACUAUAAAUUCUAUUAGUUACAUUACGUGGUAUAGUUUUAUUUCAAACUGGGUAAAACAGCGUCUGAUCUAGUGGCUAAGGUACUCUGCUGCUGACCCGCAGUCGCGGGAUCAAAUCCCGGCUGCGGCGGCUGCAUUUCCGAUGGAGGCGGAAAUGUGCUCAGAUUUGGGUGUACGUUAAAGAACCCCAGGUGGUCGAAAUUUCCGGAGCCCUCCACUACGGCGUCUCUCAUAAUCAUAUGGUGACUUUGGGACGUUAAACCCCACUAAUAAAUCAAAACAGCGUGUGAGACCCAUGGCAGAAUCGAGACUGGUUAUGGGAGAGAUGCCAUGGUUUCAUCAAGAGUUUUCAAGUGGCACCAAUUGUUUUACGAAAGAAGAGAGCAAUACUGAUUGUUGGCAUAGUUGAAGAGAGCAAGUUGAAGAUGAGCAAAAGCCAAGACACCUUUCAAUGGCAAAAAGUUACGACAGUGCAUCGAGCCACAUUCCUCUAAUGCAGGAAUUUUUAAAGUGGUUUCCGUGGCCUUCCCCACGAUUUUUCGAGCCCCUGAUACAUUUUCCCUGGUUCCGAACUCGCCAACUCAAAUACCUUAGAUGGAGAUACCGGGGUGCGAUCAAUCUAGGUAAUCUCUAUUAUUUAUGCCUGGGUGUCAAUAAGCGUAUCUCAGUGUGUAACAAACGCAUGAGCUGCACAACGAAUUCCACCAGCAGUUUGUAGUCAGCCAAAUUCGAAAAGGGGAUGCGUGGUGGCUUAAAUCGCUGAGGUUUUAUAUCCUAUAUUAUCACUAUGCGCAUAUCGGCUAUUUGAAGAAGGUGCCACUAGCGUAUCUGGAAAGUCGAAAGGUUUAAAAAAGGCAAAAUAAAAAAAGAAUGGCACAUCACGUGGGUUGCACAUCAUCAGACAUUUAAAAAGCUUGCCAAGGAGGAGGAGGGGGUUUGGCACUUAAAGGGCCUAAAUCUAAAAAUUGUUGUAAAGAGAAAUAUGCGCACUUUUACUUCGUGAACAUGCUGCCUCACGAAUUUUGCAAAUACGUGCUAUAUUAAGGAAGUUACAGGGUCUAGAUCGUCUUUAGCUGGUUUCAAGUUUUCACGCAUUCUCGCCACACUUCUCCUUCGGAGGGGGGGGGGGGGGGGGGGAGACGUGGCCCUUCGUCGUGACUUAGCCUGCUUUGGCAAUGUGACAAGACGUCAGCGAUUUAGGGGCUCGGCAAACUCGUUCAGUCCCAAUGCACAUCCACUUGCUGUGAUGCCUGGUUGUUUACUGUUCACUCGGUGCCGAUGUUUCUCCGCAGCCUAGUCACUCGAUUUGCAGCAAAACUGUCUUCCAAAACCCGGACAUGAAGUUGGCUUGAUUUUUCUGGAGUUCAAUAUAUUGGGAACAGACUGUCAUGCCAUCCCGGAGCAGCAACACAAAACACAUAUAAUGCGCUUAAUAGUGGGUGUGCUGACCAACAGUUGGCACGACAAUCUGCUCGCUCCCAAAAACUGGGUCAGUGAAGUGUUUUGAUUUCGAUGCCUGGAGCCUAUGAGGAGCUUGGCAACUCGUAUGUUUGAAUAGCUUUGAAAAGCUGUGGGUAAAAACAGGAACUGUCGUUGACUUCAUUACUGUUUGUUCAGAUCUGGUUUAGACCAACCGACGAGCUGCGAGCUGCGUGACGUCGCCGAGUUGUCGUCACUGCGCGUGCAAGGAGCAUUGGUCAGGUGUAGGAAAGGAGCGCGGGAGUUGGAGCCUGUUGACUGACCCUUUAAUGAGUUGUUGUCACUGUGCGUGCAAGGGCCAUUGGUCAGGCGUAGGAAAGGAGCGCGGGAGUUGGAGCCUGUUGACUGACCCUUUAAUGUAGAUUAGCAGGGUUUCCUGGCACCAACAUGCUUGAGAACCUUUUCUCUAAUGGACUUCCUGGUGAAACAUUGCAUCACAAAGCUUCUCCAGCUGCCCUACAGCCCUGAUGUCACUUGCCUCAAGAGAAAAGGGUCAUGAAAGUGUGGCACAGUCAAGGCUCUUCAAAAGGUUGUAACGAAGGAUCUUAAUUCUGUGUCACAUUCUGUGAUUGGUAGAGCUUCUGCUGGAAAUGCGGUGUGAUGCACCUUCUGCUGGAAAGGCAGAAGGGGUAUAUUUUCAAAACUACGAUGUCAAUGUGUUGUAAAUAAAUGUUUAGUUCAGCCCUAGUACUCUCCGGAGAGACCAUGUAGAGGGAAAGGCAUGGAAGUUGCACACAUAUUUUUCUUCCUCACUACAUAGUGGUGGGAAAAAGAGAAGUUAAAGAAAGCCAGGAUAAGCUAGGUGCCUAACCUUGCACAACCUGUGCAAGGUGCGUUUAGCCCCAUUGGUUAAAAAAAAGUGUUUUUUAACUAAGCACCUUUAUUAAUUAUAUUUUCAUGCCGUCAUGGAGAUCAAUUAAUUUUGAAUUGUAUCACUAUAUUCUGCAAAGCCGAGCUAUGGUCAGCACAUUUUACUGGCUUUGCUUGGUUUGCUUGUGAAGUUGCUAUUAUGCAAGUCGCCGAUCUAGUGCACAUAUUUCACAACAUCGGAUUAAUGCAUAAUGUGACAGUUUGACAUCCUGUUGAAUGGCUGCAACAGUGUCGGUCCAGCUAGAAUCUGCAGCUAUCAUGUGCUAGGCAUAGUUUUUGACACCUCAUCAAAUUUAAUGGUGAAGUUCGAAACAUAGCAUUGUUAUAAUUGCUGAACCACUGUUACUGCCCACAUUUAGAGGGAAAUUAACGAGACAUCAAAGAGUGGCAUCUAAUGAAAUACAGACUGUAACAAAAUCGUGAAAGAAAUGUUAAAUGUUGUUGCAGGGCAUCUUUUGCAAGACAUUGUGCAUUUCAAAUGCAAGUGGAUGCAUUGCUCAAAGCUUGCAGUAGUACUUGAAGUUCUUAGCACUGAAUUUUAAUAUGGCGACUGUAUUCUUUGUCAUAAGAAUGUAAAAUGACUAAUAAUGAGCCUGUGGUGCGCUCAAAUGCUGGCAAUCGGGGCAACCACUCUCUGUUUAGAUUUUAAAGAUCGCUAAUACGAACUGCAUUUUGCUAAGUGAAUCGUGAUAAGAAUCUCGAUAUAAUAUAAAGCAUUAUGUCAACAAACUUCA